This is a messenger RNA of Arachis ipaensis, 1268 nucleotides long. The record is from RefSeq and is a predicted model, not a curated record. NCBI's taxonomy places the organism in Eukaryota, Viridiplantae, Streptophyta, Magnoliopsida, Fabales, Fabaceae.
CAGAUGAACAACAGAAGGAGUGUGUGAAGUGUUGACGAGUACACAAAGUACAACUACUAAGCCUAAGCCCAUAAAACAUGUAGUUCAAAAAGAAAAAAAAAAUGUAUUCCAGACUUCUAGUUAUUGAUGUGAGGCUGAGGCUAUAGUAUUUGACUAUUUGCAUUGGGGUUGAUGCAGCAGAAAUGAAAGGGACGGAUAGGGUUAUUACUUCCACGAAAGAGAAAAAAACAAAAUUAUAGCUUCAACGGAAAAUAGAAUGGGAAUUUCUUAACCUCAUGAUCUUAUCCCUCCAACCUCUAUCCCUUCUUUGCAUAUAGAUAUUGAGCUGGAAGAUGUUAUUGAUAAUUUGGGAGUUAAAGGAGUUGCAAGUGUUGGGUUUUGAUUAUGUCCUUAAGAGGACGAAGUGGGUUUUCAUCCUGGGUGCCGUGGCCUUGGCGGGUUACGGUGCUUAUAGGCUUUAUCACGCGCCCAUAGCAACGCGUAAGAGGAUGAGAGUCUCCAAACUUCUUGGCACGCUACUUUUCGUUGCGGAAGCCAUUUCGGAAUCUGCAGAAACCCUUGUGGUCAUUUCUGGAGAUUUCAAGGACGUCUUGCAAUCCGACUCCCACCAACUUUUUGAAACAGAUUUUCAAAAUGGCGCGCUGUAGCACUUUGCUAAUUCUCUCGCCACCGUCAUGCGCAUUGUCAUCAAGAGAGUUUCGCGAGACUAUGAAACCGUAAACCUUCCAAUACUGACCAAACUGGUUCCGCGUUGCUUUUUGCUUUUUGCGGACCGAGUGCUCGACAAAAUGUUAACGCCAGCUAGGUCAGGUUUUGUCUCUGUGGUUGUUGGAAGCUUUGCUAUGAACCUCGUACUUAGUUUCUACUCAGGCAAUGCAGAGUUGAAUUCGAGUAAUGAAGAUGGUGUCUUAAGUGCUGAUAGAUCAUCCUCUAAUUGGGAUUAAGUUCUGAAUUGGAUUAAUGUGGUUUGUGGUGAUAAGUGGGUGAAGUUUAUUGAAAAUUGCAUUCAAAUUUGUGUGAGCAAGACGGUUAGACAAAACAAUGCAUAUCAAUAUUUAUGAUGAUUUUUUCUCUUGGUUAACGAAUACAAACCAUGAAACUAAAGUGAAGAAAAUGCAGGUGACUGUUUGUAAUAAUGCCAUGGAGACUCUAGUCAAAAUAUUACAUUAGAAGUGUUGAUCCUCAGCUUUGUUUAAAUUAUUUUUGUGCAGUCAUUGUUUUAGAAAGGUUUAAUAUACUAGUUUUUGAAACCUCCUUACACUCCUAAU